Pocillopora damicornis (cauliflower coral) is the source of this 780-nucleotide messenger RNA. RefSeq lists its product as uncharacterized. NCBI's taxonomy places the organism in Eukaryota, Metazoa, Cnidaria, Anthozoa, Scleractinia, Pocilloporidae. The record is from RefSeq and is a predicted model, not a curated record.
AUGGACCUUAAAAAGACUAAGCCGAAACAAGUGAAGAGUACCGCUAAGAAGUUCCUUGCUUUAGAUGAAUUGUUCUCUGCUAUCGGUACUCACGCUGGGGGUGGGGGUCAGUCGUCUUGCCCAGGAGGACAUGGUGGCAAUGGAGGAAGUGCGGGGAAAUGGCCUCCUAAACAAGCUCCCCACUGUUACGACAAGUCAGCAUCAGGUGGUAACGCGGGCUCAUCUAGCUCUGGAGGUGGAGGAGGUGAUUCUUGUGGCAAUCAUUACGGUGGAGGUGGUGGAGGAGGCGGACUCCAAUUUGGCCAUACCAACUUCAAGACUCACCUGAGUUACGGAGGGGGAGGUGGAGGGGGAGGAGCAAGUGCGUUCAGAGAUGACCCCAACCCUGGAGGGAAAGGUGGAAGUGGAGGAGGACUGGUGUAUUUACAGGUUGGGAAACUUGUACUACAAGGGACCAUCAGUGUUAAAGGAAACUCUGGACAAUGUCUCAACCGGAAACGUCACAGAUCAGCCCCUGGGGGAAGUGGCGCUGGGGGCAGUGUUGUCAUCUUUACCAAGAAACUCAUCGGAGAUCCGAAGAGUAAAAUUUCCGUUUCCGGAGGGGAUGCUGUAAAAUGUGCCUUUGGAACUGGCGGUGGUAAGCAAACAAAGUCCUUUGCUAACCAUGCCGUGGAGGUGGUGGUAUCGGACGCUGGGUUGUACAGGAAGGUCAAUCCACCCAUCACAGCUAAAUCUGUCAUGGACUUUAAAAGAACGAAGCCGAAACAAGUGAACAGCUAA